This is a messenger RNA of Bufo bufo (common toad), 3682 nucleotides long. It is a transcript of the gene RAMP3, whose product is annotated as receptor activity modifying protein 3. Gene Ontology annotation, biological process: receptor internalization; regulation of G protein-coupled receptor signaling pathway; cellular response to hormone stimulus. The record is from RefSeq and is a predicted model, not a curated record. Bases 452 to 895 code for a protein of 147 amino acids. The transcript has 3 exons. Gene Ontology annotation, cellular component: signaling receptor complex; membrane; cell surface. Gene Ontology annotation, molecular function: coreceptor activity. NCBI's taxonomy places the organism in Eukaryota, Metazoa, Chordata, Amphibia, Anura, Bufonidae.
GACAAGGGUGCUCCAUGCUGUGAAUAUUCUUUGUAGCAAGAGUCAGAGCAGAAAAAAAAAUCACAGCAACUUCUGCUCCAUUUGUACAGCUGCUGCAUACAUCAUUGUAGUGGAAGGAGGCACUCUGUGGACACCAUGCUCCUGUCUAUAGAAGAUCCACACUGAGCUGCUGCCAGAAAUCACAUCAUAAGGAGGUUUUCCUGGGCUUUGUUCCUUCUUCAAGUCACUUGCCUGUAAGCUGCAGGGACUGUGCUUUACUAUAUUCCUUGGAUGGUUAUCUCCUGAGCCUGCUGAAGAAGAGAGAAGCUCCAGCAUCCAUCUAUACAUAUAUGAGCUAUCUAGCUGCAUCCUCCUGCCUGGUUCUGGGACCAGAGAAGAUGAAGUUCAUUCUCCUGGUGUGAGUUGGACUUCCCACAGGCUGGUGUUAAAGCUCACAUUACUUAGGAUCGGGAUGGAUAAACAUGUCCUGUCUCUUCUGCAACUUUUUGUGUCUGUGGUUUGUGGUGGAUUACAACACCCUGUACUAAACUGCAAUGAAACAAUUGUUAUAGAAUCCUUACCUGAAUGUGGCUAUCAUUUUGAAAUGCUCAUGAUGAAAGUGGAGCCAAGUCAAUGGUGCAACCUGACCAAAAUUAUCAUGCAUUAUGACAAACUUUCAGAAUGUGCAGAACAAACAGCAAGAAGUGGAAACUGCUUUUGGCCAAACAACUUGGCAGAAAGAUUCAUAAUUGGAAUUCACACCAAAUUUUUUUCAAACUGUACUUCAGACACAGUUAUAUGGGAAGAUCCACCAGAUGAUAUUCUCGCAGCUCUUAUUUUAAUCCCUGUCUUCUUGACAGCAACAAUGAUCAGUGUAGUGGUUUGGUGCAGUAAAAGAGGUGAUAUUUUUGGAUAAAUUAAUUCCCUUGGGUUUGCGAUAUGUUGUGACUGGCAAAGUAGUAAAGGGAAAAACAGCCAUUUGAAUAUCAUAAACCACUAAUCAACUGUAUAAAAUUUUGAAUAUGUCCCUGAAGAAUUGCAUCUGUGCUAUUCAGAAAAAUGCAGGGUACAACAAUGAUUGCUGAAUGUAGUUAUAAUGUUUAUUUUUUUCUGUUCUUGCUGUUCUACUAUCUUUUUCCCUCUGGAGCGACUUCCUUCUCUUUAAAGCAGUACGUCACUAUCCAUCUUCUACAGCUGGAUUUUCCGGGGUGUGCCUGUUGCUCUAAAUUAUUCUAAAUUCCUUUGCAGCAAGAUCGGUUUCAACAAGGGACUAUAAAGACUCGAUAACAGAAAAACAGAUGUUAAUAUUAAACAUUGCCCUAUCAUAGACUAUUAUAACAGGAUGUGUAUUGCGCGUUUCUUUGUAAGAUGCUAACAAAUGGUGUAAAACAGACAAAGGCUUGUUUUAAAAAUGAACUGUUUGUUUAAGUUUCCCACUGCUGAUGACAUUGGUAAAUUGAAAGCUACUUUGUACUUCAACUAUAAAUCUGCAAAUACACCAAUCAGUCAUAACCUUAAAACCACCCGCUUAAAGUUGUAUAGGUCUCCUUCUUGCUGGCAAAAGAACUCUGACCAGUUGAGGUAUGAACUCUUUAGUCCUGGAAACCAAAGCAUAAAAAGGAAAACGAAAGUGUCUGCCCACGUGUAUUUGGCAUUUAUUUUUGGGUAGGAAUGAUGUGCACCCAUAAGGUUUUCCAUGGGACUGAUACAAGUAUUUAUAUUGUAUAUAUGCUUUCUGGUAGACAUAGGGCAUUGUAGAUAAAAUAUAUGUCUUUCAAAUAGUGAAUAUUGUGCUCAUAUUAUUUUUGGCUUUCCAUUCCAAUUUGACAGCAAGAAUAGCAAUAGCAAAAUAUCAGAACUGAAUACUGACAUAAUGUAUUUUAAUCUAGAGGGAUCCAUCAGUAUUCACUGUGAUUAAACUGAAAGCUGAUCCAUCAUACAGAUCUACUCUACCUUACCUUUCCUCUUGGCUGGGCAUUAAACAAGAUAAACCAAGUGUUCAAAAGAACAUGAUUUUGUGAUAUUGUCCUAAAUGUGUCUAUGUCCAGCCACCCAUUGGUUGUAUUGUGGAUUGCUGCCUGUCAAGGGAUUUGAUAGUAUGUCACAACAUUGUGCUGAAUUGUUUUCAUGAGAAGUCUUUAACAAAAUGUGUGCUAAGGUAAGAGUGGAGUAGACACAUCUGUAGUUGUCAUGGUUAUAUCAAAGUUGUCAUUAUGCUAUUUGAACCCUUCAGUUUAAUGUUUGGAUAUAUUGGGUAUUUGCAAAUUAUAUUCAUGAAAACGGGUGCACAAAUAAUUGUACGAGACAACAUUUGUAUGUAAAGCACAGUCAUUAUUCGCUUUAAUGUACAAAUUUUUCUAGGAAACCAAUUUCAAUUCUCUUUGUAAAAACCAUUUUGCAUCUGAUCCUUGAUAUCUACAUGAUUACUAAAGAUGUAUUCUAGGCUAAUGUAGAUGUAACAUAACACUCAGAAAUCCAAUAAUAGAAUUAUAUGAAUAUUUAUUAAAGGGUUUAUAGGUCAUCAAUAUGAGAUAGUUGGGGUUCAACUUCUGGAACCCCUGCGAGCAUUUAAGCCUCUUCCAAGGACAUGUGACGUUGUGUUUAAUAGUCACACGGCAAAGGCAGAGCUCAGCUCCAUUCAAGUGAAUGGGGAUAAACCGUAAUACCAAGCACAGCUGCUAUAGAAUGUAUGGUGCUGUGCUUGGUAAAGUGUGAGGAGGCCAUGGCACCCCUGCUUCCUCAAACAGCUGACCGGAAUUCAAGCCCGUCACUCUCAUGUUGAUGAGCUAUUCUCAGGAUAGGUCUUCAAUAUAUUAACUACAGAGAACCCCUUUAAGUGCCUGCACUUGAGGCUUACAGUGAGUGUCAGAAGCAAUGCUUUUUCCAAGAUUAUAUCCACCUAUGUAACCAUUUUAUUUUAUUGGUUCAAUAAAUAAUAUGAAGCAACUUUCCAAAUAGUCUUGAUUAAACAUUUAGCUCCUUUACAAACCUACAGCAUGUGUCUCGAUGGUGACAGGUUACAAAUAAAUCCUGUGUAGUCUUAUCAUAUAGUCAAAUUCCCUACUAUAUGCGUCCUGUUUCUUGUUCAUCUAUGAAAUGUAGUAAGAAGCAGAGAACAGAAGAUUAACCCACGAGUCCAGGAGAAGACUACACAGGAUUUGUUUGCAGUAUGGACCAUACUACACCAUGGAGUCAGCACAGGAGAUGUAGACACAAAACAGCAACUAAAGUUGUUUGCAAUUUUGUUGCAAAUGUACUGGAGCGCUGAAGAAAAUUGAAUGUAAAGGUGUACAUAUUUGUUAUCAAAUUUUUGACUGGAGCUCCAACUGUACAAUGAUUUUCUGAAAGCUUCAAAUAUUAUUUAUUGAAGCUAGUAAUACACAGUCCAGUUCAGUCAAUUACUAUUCCAACCUGAUAAAUUGUGAUGACUGAUAGCACAGAAGCAAUUAUGGUAGGUCUGACUGGAUUUCAAUACCUAAAUGCAUCUUUACCACAUGGCAUCACUCACAUUUUAUAAUGAGGUUAAUCUUUACCAUUAAAUGCUGUUAAUAAAUAUUGCCUGUUAAGUCUCUUCUCUAUGAAUGUGAAAAGUCUACAGCUCGUUUUUUAUCAUUUCUAAAUGUGAUACACGUAUGUACACUACUGUAAGUUCUUUUUUAUUUUCAUUUUAAAGUUAAAUAAAAUAAACCAAGCCUACAUGCUA